This is a messenger RNA of Prunus armeniaca (apricot), 1566 nucleotides long. The record is from the annotation of a GenBank genome assembly. Lineage: Eukaryota; Viridiplantae; Streptophyta; Magnoliopsida; Rosales; Rosaceae.
AUGGAUCCAAUUGUCUCAAAACUUGGUAUCAUUGGUGCCGGUGUGAGUGGCUUAGCAGCAGCCAAGCAGCUAGCCCAUCACAACCCUAUUGUUCUUGAAGCCUCUGACUCCAUUGGAGGCGUCUGGAGGCAUUGUUCUUACAGUUCCACAAAGCUUCAAUCUCAUAGACGUGACUAUGAGUUCUCUGACUUCCCUUGGCCUGACAGGGACAACGCAGACUUUCCUUCCCAUCUUGAGAUAUUGGACUACUUGAACUCUUAUGCUCAGCGCUUUGAUGUGCUUAAGUUCGUGAGGUUCAAUUCCAAGGUGGUCGAGGUUCGGUUUGUUGGUGACCGGGAAACUGUUGAUUUUUCUGUCAACCCUGUGGAGUAUGGGGGCCUCUCGCCAGGCGGCGGUCAGCCUGUUUGGGAGGUUUCUGUGCAGUCCAAUGAUUCAGAGACCAUUCAGUGGUACGCCUUCGAGUUCAUUGUGGUUUGCAUUGGGAAGUAUGGUGAUACACCCAAACUUCCAGAGUUUCCACAGAACAAAGGCCCUGAAGUAUUUCAAGGCCAGACUCUGCAUGCUCUUGAUUACUGCAAAUUGGACAAGGACGCUGCUUCUGAUUUGCUGAAGGAUAAGAAGGUGGUCGUAGUUGGCUACAAAAAAUCAGCUAUUGAUUUAGCCCUCGAGUGUGCAGAGGCAAAUCAAGGACCAGAAGGGAAGCCAUGCACCAUGGUUGUAAGGACUUUACAUUGGACUGUUCCCCACUAUUGGGUUUGGGGUUUGCCCUUUUUCUUGUUCUAUUCAACACGAUCUUCACAGUUUCUCCAUCAAAGACCCAACCAAAGCUUCCUCAGGGCCCUCCUUUGCUCCCUAGUUAUGUCUCCAAUGAGGCAUGCAGUGUCCAAGUUCAUUGAAUCAUACAUACUGUGGAAGCUGCCUUUGGAGAAGUAUGGACUGAAACCAGACCAUCCAUUUGAGGAAGACUAUGCAUCCUGCCAGAUGGCCAUCAUGCCUGAGAAUUUCUUCUCUGAGGCCGAUAAAGGCAAGAUUCUGUUCAAAAGAUCAGAAUCAAAAUGGUGGUUUUGUAAAGAUGGAAUAGAAUUUGAUGACAACACUAAGAUCAAAGCUGAUGUUGUGGUUUUUGCAACUGGCUAUGAUGGUAAGAAAAAAGUUAAGUCCAUCUUACCAGAGCCUUUUCGCAGCUUGCUAGAAUACCCUUCUGGUAUCAUACCCUUAUACAGGGGCACAAUCCAUCCUUUGAUCCCAAACAUGGCUUUCGUGGGUUAUCUCGAGAGUGUUUCGAACCUUCACACUUCAGAACUGCGCAGCAUAUGGCUGGCUAGGCUGCUGGAUAACAAAUUCAAGCUCCCAAGUGUGGAGGAAAUGCUCGAGCAAACAAGGAAAGAAUUGGAAAUCUCGAAGAAAACAACCAGGUUCUACAAGAGGCAUUGCAUUUCUACUUUUAGCAUCAACCACAGUGAUGAAAUUUGUGAGGAGAUGGGGUGGACAUCUUGGAGGAAGAAUACUUGGUUGGCAGAAGCAUUUAGCCCCUAUGGCAGUCAAGACUAUCUGAAGAAACAAUGA